AUGGGUUUGCUGAAGGGCCUGCUCCGGGCCAGGAAGCUGCUGCUGUCCAUCCUGGUGCCGAUCCUGCUUCUGCCUCUGCCCACGCUCCACCCCAGCAGCGAGGCUGCGUGUGCGUACGUGCUGAUCGUGACGGCCGUGUACUGGGUGUCCGAGGCCGUGCCCCUCGGCGCUGCAGCCCUGGUGCCCGCCUUCCUCUACCCAUUCUUCGGAGUCCUGCGAUCCAGCGAGGUGGCAGCGGAGUACUUCAAGAACACCACGCUGCUGCUGGUGGGCGUCAUCUGCGUGGCAGCCGCCGUGGAGAAGUGGAACCUGCACAAGCGCAUUGCUCUGCGCAUGGUCAUGAUGGCCGGAGCCAAGCCGGGCAUGCUGCUGCUGUGCUUCAUGAGCUGCACCACGCUGCUGUCCAUGUGGCUCUCCAACACGUCCACCACCGCCAUGGUGAUGCCCAUCGUGGAGGCCGUGCUGCAGGAGCUGGUCAGCGCCGACGAGGAGCAGCUCGUGGCCAGCGGCUCCAGCACCGAAGAGGCCGAGCCCACCAGUCUUGAUAUAAACAAUAGCCAACCCUCUCUGGAGCUCAUUUUUGUCAAUGAAGGCACCUCGACUACCGACUUCAUUUCUCUGAUGCAGAACAAGAACCUGAAUGGUGCUCCCACAAUCACCAACCCCAUUAAAACAGCAAACCACCAAGACAAGCAGCACCCAUCCCAGGAAAAGCCACCAGGUCUGACGCCCAGCCCGAGGAACCAGGAGCCCAACAGGAAGUACAAGUCCCAACACGACCAAAUGAUCUGCAAGUGCCUGUCUCUGAGCAUAUCUUACGCCGCUACCAUUGGGGGCCUGACCACCAUCAUUGGCACCUCCACCAGCCUCAUUUUCUUGGAACACUUCAACAACCAGUAUCCAGCCGCAGAGGUGGUCAACUUUGGCACCUGGUUCCUCUUCAGCUUCCCCAUCUCCCUCAUCAUGCUGGUGGUCAGCUGGUUCUGGAUGCACUGGCUGUUCCUGGGCUGCAAUUUUAAAGAGACCUGCUCUCUGAGCAAGAAGAAUAAGACCAAAAGGGAAGAAGUUUCAGAGAAGAGGAUCCGAGAGGAGUAUGAAAAGCUGGGAGCCAUCAGCUACCCCGAAAUGGUGACCGGUUUCUUCUUCAUCCUGAUGACCGUGCUGUGGUUCACCCGGGAGCCUGGCUUCGUUCCCGGCUGGGAUUCUUUCUUUGAAAAGAAAGGCUACCGCACCGACGCCACGGUCUCCGUCUUCCUCGGCUUCCUCCUCUUCCUCAUUCCCGCGAAGAAGCCUUGCUUUGGGAAACAGGACGGGGACGACCGGGAGCCCUCGCUGAGGAUGGAGCCCAUCAUCACGUGGAAGGACUUCCAGAAGACCAUGCCCUGGGAGAUCGUCAUUCUGGUGGGCGGAGGCUACGCUCUGGCGUCUGGCAGCAAGAGCUCUGGCCUCUCCACAUGGAUUGGGCACCAGAUGUUGUCCCUGAGCAGCCUCCCACCGUGGGCUGUCACCCUGCUGGCAUGCAUCCUGGUGUCCAUCGUCACAGAGUUUGUGAGCAACCCAGCCACCAUCACCAUCUUCCUGCCCAUCCUGUGCAGCCUGUCCGAAACACUGCACAUUAAUCCACUCUACACCCUGAUCCCAGUCACCAUGUGCAUCUCCUUCGCAGUGAUGCUGCCUGUGGGCAACCCCCCCAACGCCAUCGUCUUCAGCUACGGACACUGCCAGAUCAAAGACAUGGUGAAAGCUGGCCUGGGGGUCAAUGUCAUCGGCCUGGUGAUAGUGAUGGUGGCUAUCAAUACAUGGGGAGUCAGCCUCUUCGACCUGGACACUUUUCCAGUCUGGGCUAAGGUCAGUAACAUCACUGAUCGGGCCUAACACAAGUGCCCACAGGAGGUGCCAGCACCCAACAGAAUCUGACCAUCAAACAGGCCAAGAAAAGCACCAGGAGCUCACAAGCCCACCAGAAGAGUCUGCCAUCUACCACCUCAAGUGCAGUGCACAACGCCUCCCACAGCCAAAGCUCAAGAAAACCUACCACUUUCUCCCUUCUUUGUAUCUAGUCUCUGCCAUCAGUCCUUCCAGAAGACGGCAGGAGAAACCCUGCCCCAGCUGCCGCUCAGAGGCUAAGCCUCACACACUGACCAGCUCACUCGCUUGAUGUCAUUCUUAACUUCUUAGUCCCUUUUUAGGAGUGGAAGGAGAAAUCGAAAUCUCCUACCUGUGCAAAGAUAGUGAAACCAGUGACAUCUCUUUCAUAGGAAAAUCUCACCUAGAACCUGAGAGCUUACAUCAGCUCCUUUCUCUUAAGACUUUCUGUCCUAAGUUCUCUCCACAAAAAGGCAAUUCUUAGUAAGCCCUCUUUGUGGCAGUCAGAGCCCUUUUGUCACUGCUCUAAUUCCCUUUUAAGCAUCUCUCUUCAAUGGCUUCUCUUUACCUUGACACCAAAUUCCUAUAAAGAAACAGUGUACCCCUUUCAAAAAAGGCUGGUGCCGUUCUCUGUCGAAGGAAAAGGAAGCAGAGAAAGAAGACACUGCGAUCAGCAUCUCUCUCUUCGUUCAUUAUAAGCCAUCGGUACCACUGUGUUGGUUAAGUGCUGGGAGGGAGGAAACAUUUUCAUCCCUGUCUGACUAAGGAGGCCCAAACUAUCACUAAGACCACAGCACUCUUGAUGGUAUGUGACUGACUUUCUUCUGGAUGUAACGAGGAGUUCGCUCCUGAGGAGACUGGCUCAGAAAGGCCCAAACUCAUCAGUGACUUUCUGCAAGUAGAUGAGCCCUUUGAGGGGAGAGAUGUCUUAUGUCUCUGAAAGUCCCCAGCUACUUAUACAAUAUAGUAAACUGAAACUGCUCAAUAAAUGUUUCCCUUGAAAAAAUCACUCUGGAAAUCACAGCCUCCUUUUUCUUCCUGAAAAUCAUGCCACCUUCUCCAGGGCAGCUGUGGAUAACUGGAUAUCGCUCCCAAACCACCGGCUUCCUGGAAUAAUGUAUUUCUGAUUUCCACCACCAGUAACUUGCUAAAUACAUCUUAUGGGAAAGGAGUACCCCAUAGUUAUUGUUUUAAUUGAUUGUAAGUUCCUAUUAAUAGCAUGUGCCAUUUUCCCACAAUAAUUUAUCAGUGAAGUCACUCCCUUGGUUUAUCAAGUAUCUGUGAAUUGUCACAUUUCUUUCAUGCCAGUCAACACUUCAACACUUUCACACUCUGACCACAACAUAGGAUUGACCAGGUUUAACCAGGAACAUUUCCACUUCUGCCCCGUCAAUGAGCUUAGGUCAAAUUAUUUGGCCACUUACAAAAGUGGCCGACCUAAUGAGCCUAAAGAAAAUACCAGUAUUAGGUAACUACAGCUGGUUGGAUUGAGCCAGCACCUCAACAGUUAUUUUGCUUUCAAUAUUCAGAAGAGUCAGGGUGUUACUCCUACUACCAGGAGUGGUCAAAUGGGUGAGAUGUCAUGGAACUGAGACAUGAAGCCCCUAACUCAGAUAAUAAGACAAAGGCACAAAAAUCAAGAAGAUUCUGGGAGUAUAAAUAACUAAAAA
Molecule: messenger RNA, 3536 nt
Organism: Miniopterus natalensis
Lineage: Eukaryota; Metazoa; Chordata; Mammalia; Chiroptera; Miniopteridae
Source: RefSeq, a predicted model, not a curated record